This is a messenger RNA of Schistocerca gregaria, 18091 nucleotides long. It is a transcript of the gene pcx, whose product is annotated as pecanex-like protein 1. The record is from RefSeq and is a predicted model, not a curated record. Gene Ontology annotation, biological process: endoplasmic reticulum organization. The coding region runs from base 798 to 8597 and encodes 2599 amino acids. The transcript has 36 exons. Gene Ontology annotation, cellular component: membrane; endoplasmic reticulum. Lineage: Eukaryota; Metazoa; Arthropoda; Insecta; Orthoptera; Acrididae.
CAAAAGUUAACUUCCACAAUACUGAAGUUGAACCAGUAAUUAGUAUAUUUAUAAUUACGUGAUGUUUAUGUACUACAGAAACACUUCGCAACACACUGUAGUGAAAGUAUUGUGGUAUAAAAAUAGUUUAAUAAUAUUUUUAAAGAGUACUAUUCUAAUAAAGUGCUUUGUAGGAAAGCUUAUGUGGUUAAUUGCUGCAGGUGUUGAUAGUUUUAGAGCUAGCGACACUAUUGCUUCCUAUGUUGAACAAAUUAUGUUAUAAACAUAUCUCUAGCUUAACUCAAAUGCUAUGAAAUACUUAGGUGACUUUAUAAUAAAAUCUGUCUGAAACAAAAUGAAGUUAUACAAGCUGUAUUUAUUGUUUCACUUUCACAGUAAAAAUUAUAGCUGCUCAUAGCUUACUACCUAAUUUUGUAAACUAAACGUUUCGUGCAGUAUGCUAUGAUGGUAGCACGUGAUAUUUAGUUUAAAACUGUCUCUCUCUGGUUGUUCGCUGUAUCCCACCUGAUGGCAAUUAGCUGUUAUUCGAUUCACAUCAUAUAUUUACAUUCCGACGAUCAUGUUUUUGCAAUUGACAAUCUACAAACUUUGUUAUCAAUGCAUGGAUAUGACGAUCAAAAUAGGGUGUGACAAGCAAUAGCAUUGGUUGAAAUUCACCCACGUGAUAAUACAGAGUUCAAGAUGUCUGCUUGGGGAAGACAUCGAUUGUUCCAUCAGUGUACGGCAGUCUUGAAUGUUCCGUGAAAUUUGAGUAGCCACAGCAUGAAAAAUGCCCCAAAAAAUGAAAGCGUGUGAAUAUGGGAUCCCAAACGCUUGAAAUUCUUCGUCAGGGUGUAUGGGCUUCACUUACAGGAGGCUGGUUUUACGAUCCACACCAGGAUAUAUUCUGCAAUACAUUUCAUCUUUAUGUUUGGUUGUUCCUGCUAUGUCUACCAUUUACGGUGUACUUGUUUUUUCCACCUACACUAACGGCAUGGGCGGGAUAUUGCACUGCAAUUGCUGCCCUAUUUGGUGUGCUGAAAGCAACCAAUAUGUGGCUUCAUCAUGUGUAUGACACUUCAGAAUGUGUGCGUGAAGAGGAGUUCGAUGCUCGCGACGGAUGUCGACGACAUGCAGAGGAUGUGACCUUCCGUUCAAGAUUUGCCACCGAGGAAGGCAUCGAACUGCAGGACUUGGGCAGCAGCAGUGGUGCAGCGGGAGGGAAGAGGUCGAGCGACACCCCGCCGGUGGGAUGCAGCUCCCGCAACUCGUACACGGAGCCCGGCAACGGGAACGGAUCCGGUCAAGGCGUGAGUGCGGCAGCUGGAGGUGUCGCCUCCCAGCCAGGGGGUGGCGGAGGGGGCGGUGACCGCGACUCACUCAACUCAUCCACGGAAUGCCACGCCAGUGCCACGCGUCUUGGCAGCCUCGACGAUUCCGUAUUCCGCAGUAACGGAGUCAGCAGUACGAUAGACCUGAAAGUGGAUGUCCACCGCAAGAACAGUUCGGAGAGCAGCGAGGAGGUCGCAGUACUGAGGCCGGUGGUGGAGCGCGUGUCGGUGCACCGUGCGGAGGCCUGUACGCAGGCGGACCACAACUGGUCGCUCAGAGGCUCGAAGACGCGUGAGAAAAGAUCUCGACAGCGAGCUGGCAGCAUAUCGGUGGCUGUAGUCGACGAGCUGCCUUCGACGUCGGGAACGGGUGGGAUUGGACGUCGCACGAGUGGUAGCCGCAGUUUCCGGAAGCAGUCAUCAGACACUCACGACGAGCGUCGCCACCGCAGGCAUCACAGGCCGUCGCUUGACCCCGGUACCGCGGCCUCAAGUUCCUCCGUGUCUGGCCCUCUGCAGGCCAGUGUGCGCCGCCUGUCGAACGCCCCCAACGGCAGUCUCGGCUUCCUGCCAGGUGGGGCAGCCACUCCCCCACCGCCCACCAUCAAGCCCACAGGGUCUCUAGAACUCGGCUGCAUGCUCGAGAGGGAGAAAGGCUUGGUGUACUGGAAACAGCAGAAUGCACGCCAGGUGAGGCGUAUUCGUUCGGGUGUGCUGGAGCGAUACAGCUCUGUGCCGGAGGGAGAGAGCGGGGGCAGCAGUGGAGGCUCCGGGGCAGUCGGGGGACGGGCGUCCCCGACUCCGAUGCCGUCGGCCGAGGGCGUGGCGUCCGGGUCGUCGUCGAGCGGUCCUCACCGCUACGCUAGCUUCGGCAGUGAGAUUGUCUACCCGAUUGCCGAGCAGUCGGACGAACAUGCAACGAGUCUCGGUGCAGACACGGAUGAGAAUGGAGGGGCCGGAGGAUCGCGGUCUCCGCUGCUUGUGCGCCAUGAGAGCUUCAGUAGUGUGACGGACCAUAGUUCUCGGGCAGCAGGUACUAACAGUGCCGCAGACAGUGGCGUGUCCAGCAACCACCGAAUACCGGGGCGCACGUUCCGCAAAAGGUUCGGAGCCUGUUCUUCGGCCGACGAGCUCCUGGACGGAGGAGACGACGAAGACGAUUAUGACGAAGAUGAGGGCUUGCCGGGAGAAUCGUGUGCCACGGACGAAGCCAGUGGGGAUGAGGGCGACAACAACAGUGCUGCUGCUGACGGCAGCCCCGGCUACGUCAGCCCGUCACCUGCUGCUCGACGGAGGACCGAGUGUGCCAACUUCGCACUGAUUGUCAGUGAAACUGUGUGCUGCCGGUGCAACCGCCAGGAGUGCAUUAGUUGUACAGUGGCUCCUCCGCCCUGUGGCGUUUCUAAGGCUCCGUCCGAUGCGGCCACGACCACCACUCGCGAUGCCUCUUCCAGCCUCGUGGGGCUCGAUUGGUUGUUUGAUCACACCGACAGUGACACCGCCGGGCAAACGUCGCCACUGCCGGCAUCUGCAGCCUCCGUCGGUAAUGAUGCCAAUCUGUGGAAUUACACAUGUUCGGAUGACAGUGACUCCGGGUCCAUAAUGGAUAUUAGAAGUGGCUGCCGCAAGGACUCGGAAGACUCCGGCAGCUCGAGCACGACGCCGAGUGCUGAGCACGAGGGUUCGAAGCUGCUGCCGAGAGAUCGCGGGGGCAGUGGUAGCCGAGAGGCGGGCAGUGGGCAGGGCAGCAUCCGCAGCCAGGGAGCCAUUCCCAAGCAGCGCCAGAGGCAACGCCAGCGGCGGUCCUCGGCAGCUGCAGAAACAGCAGAUGAGCAGCCACGCAGUGCCGUGCCUCUGGUCGUUCGGGAGGCACACAUAACUACGACGAGCGACAACUUUGACAGCUGGAGGCGCCUGAGAAAAGCGGCAAGGGACCACGAGCGUGCGUCAGCCGAAAGAGAGAGCCCAGAUGAGAAAAUAAAUGGCAGUUCCUACAGAGCGAAGUCUUCUGACGGAGCUCCUCCUCUGCAGCGGAAGGACUCGGGCGAAGUGGGUGCUGGGGACGCCGGUCGACCUGAGGUGCCGCGGGCGCGGCGGACUUCCUCGCAGGGUUCCCAGCUGAGACUGAUGCCACCACCUCACCGGUCACGUGCAGGGGACGAUGAGGUGCUGACACCAGUCCCAUGGGUUGCCGCUUUCCUCGCUGCUCGCCGUGAAAUAAUGGGCGAUUUGGAAAGCUUGGGUUUCAGUGCCAACACACCGAGCGGACCUCCUGUUCGGUCACGCCACCGACGCAUCAGGCGGGGAAAUCGAGCUCACAGGUCGAGACCCGGAGUCGUGCGUGAUCCGCCACUUGCGACCUCGUCCGCACCUGUGGCCACUUCCCCGCCGGGCGGGAAUAACAGUUCCUGUCCGCCGUCGACUUACACCCCCAUGGAGGCGCUGGCGUCGGCCAUUUCAGGGGGAGCCGGCACGCACAUCGCAACUUCGCACGACGACACGACGGAAGGUGCGGUCCACUGCUUUCGCGACGAGCACGGAAACUGGAUGUCGUACACGUUUCACGAGCGUGGGGCCGGCACGGCAAACCAUGGUGUGAUGCCCAUAGCUGUGGCAGCAGCAGCCGCGGCAGCAGAAGUCGGGGAGGAGAGCCCCAGCAACUCGUCGACCGUGUCGGCAACUUCGGGCGGCGGCAGCGGUGGCCGGGUGAAGGCAGGAGUUGCCGCCCCCCUGCUGCCGUACCACGGGCACGGGCUGUACAUACUGGAGACAGUGAUGCCUCCCUCGCAGCGGUCGCCGUUCCACAUCCUUCUGGAGCCUGGGGGCAACACGUGUCGUCUGGUGCGGAGGUCUCCACCCCCGCCUCACCGCAGCACUGGAAGCUCUGCUGGGCAGCAAGCGGGGAUCGGAGCCGGAGCUGCACACCAGGCUGCCUCCAGCGAGACGGACACGGAGGUGACACUGACACGUGCCGCCGCCGCGACGGGGCGCUUCAGGUUGGCCGACGUUACUGCCGGCCUCACCUCGGACGACAUCAGGCGCCCACGUAGAUACUACAAGCUCAAGCUUUUUCGCUGCCUAAAUAUCAAGGUCCGCUUUGACCGUCUCGCCUUGGUGGCGCUGCUGGACCGGAACUUGACACUUGCUGAGGCAACGCUGUCUUUCUGCCUGGCAGUCGCUGUGGCCGCCCUGGGUGCACGUGUCCUGCAGCUCGGCUUCUACAGGGACAUUUUCGCAUUUGUCUUCUGCUUUGUAGUUGCUGGGUGCCAAUAUUCUUUGUUGAAAAGUGUCCAGCCAGAUGCAGCAUCACCAACACAUGGCUUCAACCGCAUUGUGGCCCUCUCACGGCCCGUGUACUUCUGCCUGCUAUCGAGCCUGGUGCUAAUUACACACUUCUCUGUCGAGUCCGGCCACUCUGAUCCGACACCACAUACUGUCUACGGUGUGACAUUUUCUGCACGGCAGCUUGCACUGAUGGCGAGGGAGGUGAUGUUGAAUUCAUUGCUGCUCCUGCCUCUCGCCUUCAGUCUGGGUCUGCUGCCACAGGUGACGACAUUUGCCAUGUACCUGCUGGAGCAGCUGGACAUGCACGUGUUCGGUGGGAACGCGUGUACCAGCCUCGGUGCGGCUGCGUACUGCGUGCUGCGCUCGGUUGUCGGUGUGGCAGUGCCUGCCGGCUUCGCGUACGGCGCCCUGACGGAGGAGGCGGGUGCACGCCACAUGCUGUUCUCCAUCUUCUGCGGCCUGCUGGUGGCUGUGGCGUAUCACCUCUCACGCCAGGCAUCGGACCCCGCCCCACUGUGGGUAGUGGUGGAGAGUGCCCUGUGGCCACCGGCAGACCUGAUGGCAGUGCCAGGGGCUGGGGACGCCCUGCCGUCGUCACGGCAGGCUCACGGUGGUAGCGUGCGGAACCGCAGCAGGAAGCACAAACACCGUGGCACUGGUGACAGUACCCGGAAAAAGAAGCUUGCGCAGGAAGGAGCCGACCCCGAGUCAGGAGUGCCGACGACGUCUACAACAGGUGGCCAGUCGUCUGCGUCUGCUCCACCACCACCGCUGUCUCCUCCUGAACCUCCGGACACAGACCCUCUUCCAAAGGAGCUGACACGCACGGUGCGAGCGCGACUGCGCUCGGACGGGCUGGUGUGCCCGGCGGCGGCACUGCUGGUAUGUGGUGUGCACGCCAGCACGGCGUUCUCGGCGCUGCAGCCCGACCUGCAGCCGGCGCUGUGGGCGGCGGCGUGUGCCCUGGGCCUGCUGCUGCACUACGUGGUUCCGCAGCUCCGCAAGCAGCUGCCCUGGCUGUGCGUCGCCCGCCCCAUCCUGCGCGCCCACGAGCACGGCCAGUUCGAGGUGCGCCAGCCCGCCAAGCUCAUGUGGUUUGAGAAGACGUACGUGUACCUGUGCUUCCUGGAGAGGAACGUGCUGUAUCCGGUGCUGGUGGUGAGCGCGCUGACUGCGGACGCACCGCAACUGGCAGAGAAUGCCGGUGCCGGCUGGGGCGCACUGCUGGCAGCCGUCUGCGGCCUCAAGUGCCUGCGCUGUGCCUUUUCCGAUACAGGCAAUCAGUACCUCGUCCUCGCCUUCGCCGUCCUCCUCUUCCAGAUAGACUUCGCUGCCGCCUCGCAGACCUUCAUCGUCGACUACUUCUUCGUCGGUAUAGUGUUCAGCAAAGUCUACGAGUUCCUCCUCAAGGUGCAGUUUGUGGUGACGUACAUCGCCCCUUGGCAGAUCACGUGGGGAUCGGCAUUCCAUGCCUUUGCACAGCCAUUCUCAGUGCCCCACUCUGCCAUGCUGUUCGCCCAGGCAGCCCUGUCUGCCCUGGUGUCGGCACCUCUCAAUCCGUUCCUCGGUUCGGCAGUCUUCCUCGCCUCUUACGCUAGGCCGGUAAAGUUCUGGGAGCGCGACUACAAGACACGGCGUGCCGAUCACAGCAACACGCGGCUCGCGGCACACCUCCUGGAGCACCGCAGUCUGGGUGCAGACGACAAUAACCUCAACUCCAUCUUCUACGAGCACCUCACCCGUUCUCUGCAGCGCUCGCUCUGUGGAGACCUCAUUCUCGGACGGUGGGGCCCUGUCUCCCAGGGGGACUGCUUCGUGCUGGCGUCAGACUACCUCAACUGCCUGGUGCACAUCGUGGAGCUGGGCAAUGGCCUGGUCACGUUCCAGGUGCGAGGCCUCGAGUUCCGUGGCACCUACUGCCAGCAGAGGGAGGUGGAGGCCAUCUCGGAAGGAGUCGAGGAUAAUGACGGGUGUUGCUGCUGCGAGCCGGGCCACCUGCCACACAUGUUGAGCGCCAACGCGGCCUUCUCCCAGCGCUGGCUCGCCUGGGAGGUCACUGCCACCAAGUACGUGCUAGAGGGGUACAGCAUCUCGGACAACAGUGCCGUCUCCAUGCUGCAGGUCUUCGACUUCCGCAAAGUCCUCAUAACGUACUAUGUCAAGAGUAUAGUGUUCUAUGCCAUUCGCUCCCCACGCCUUCUGGAAUGGCUGACUUCGGAGACGAUCCUAGAUGCUCUGAGGCCGACACUCGACAGAUCUUUUGUCGAUUUGGACCCCGUGUUCAACAUGAAUAUAGAUGAGGACUACGAUUUCCGUGCAUCUGGGAUUACACGGACCAGUUUCUGCAAUGUGUACCUCGAGUGGAUUCACUUCUGUGCCAGUAAGAGGAAGGAAGCAGAGAUUGCGAGAAAAGCUAGCAGCAGCGGUGCCGAGGCAUCCAGUUCGGAGACACUGUUGGCGCAGUUGUCGGAUCGAGGACGCGACUCGACGUUGGUGUCCCUGUGCUUCGCGUUGAGUCUGCUCGGGAGACGAACGCUUGGGGCUGCCUCACAUAACACUGUCUCAAGUGUGGAGUUCUUCUUGUACGGCCUGCACGCACUUUUCAAAGGAGACUUCCGGAUAACAUCUGUGAGGGAUGAGUGGAUAUUCUCAGACAUGGAGCUCCUGAGGAAGGUGGUAGCACCCGGAGUGCGGAUGUCCCUGAAGCUUCACCAGGACCACUUCAUGGCCCCAGAUGAGUACGAAGAGCCUGCUGCUUUGUACGAGGCCAUCUCCCAGCAUGAGGAGAAGCUUGUAAUCUCUCACGAGGGUGAUCCUGUCUGGCGGAAUGCCGUCCUGUCGGGAACUCCUUCACUCCUAGCUCUCAGGCACGUGUUGGAUGAUGGCACAGACGAGUACAAAGUGAUAAUGCUAAACAAAAGGUACCUGAGCUUCCGUGUGAUAAAGGUGAAUCGCGAGUGCGUGCGCGGCCUCUGGGCGGGCCAGCAGCAGGAGCUGGUCUACCUCCGCAACCGCAACCCCGAGCGUGGCUCCAUACAGAAUGCCAAGCAGGCACUAAGAAAUAUCAUCAAUUCAUCGUGUGACCAACCGAUCGGCUACCCCAUUUACGUUUCACCACUGACAACUUCGUAUGCCGAUACGAACGAACAGUUGUGCAGCGUUAUUGGUGGACCACUCAGCCUGGGAGGCAUCAAACGUGCUGUCAUUAGACUGUGGAGGAGAGUACGUCGGAGAUGUGGGGAGGGCUGCUCGAGUGGUGGGUCAGUUCCUCAGGAUGAUGGUGGUUUUGGCCACGAAGGAGUCUAUGCCAUGACAGCCUGCAACAUACAUUCGGGGUACGGGGGCAGCGGUCACAACACGUCGGGCAGCCAAUCUGCGGAGAGCUCGCAGCCCGGUGCGGGCGCCACGGUGCGCGGCGGCAGUAUAAGUGGCGGCACUGGUGGGAGCCUGGGCAGGGGGAACCGCGGCUCCCUGGCGUCGGCAGGCAAGCCGUCGUCGUCCACACUCGCGUCGCUUGCGGGCCUGCUGGCGGCUGCGGAGGCAUCGCAGGCGGCCAAGUCCGCCGCGGGUGCGGCUGCGGUUUCUGCGGGAGGAGACCAGGCGCCGCAGCAGCAACAGCAGCUGGGGUCACAAGUGAGCGUGGCCAGCGUAGCAGUGUCCACGGCCGCCACGGCCACCAAUGAUCCGGACGACAAGGAGCCCAUCCUACAGAGGGUCAGAAUACAAGAUCCAAAUCAAGUGUACGAUGCCAUAAAUUUGGGAAGGCGUAUUGACGUCGUGUGGCCAGACGAGCACAUGCAGGCGAGAGGUGGUCGAUCGAGUUGGAGGGACUGGCUGCCGGAAAGGGGUAUGGAAGGCCAGGUUGUACAUAGAUGGGUGCCUUCACAUCGUGACCCCAACCGUCGUUCACAUGUGGACCGUACAAUUCUCCUAGUGAAAAUUGAUGACAAGUAUGUUCCAAUUGCAGAGAGUGGAACGCAGGACCUAGGAGCAGAAGUUUAGCAGGUUUGACCAGUUGUCACAGUUACAGAGUGUCAGCUGUACCGUUUCAAAAUUUAACAUUUCUGUUCUAAGCGUACCUGUUCUGUACACGCACCAAGAGCUGCGUGUGCACUCGACAGAAUGUUGUCACGGAGUGGCAAACCCGUCUUGCUUUUAACAACUAUAUAAAAUUUAUUUUUUUACUGUGUAAAUGAAAAACUUCCUGGGAUUAUGUAAUAGGUUAAUGUUUUCUAUUGGUCUUCGUACAGUCUCUCUCGUAGUCAGAUAAUGGAUUUAAGACUGACAUAGUUUAAUUGAGAUUACAGGUAUUAUUAUAGUUUCUUUAUCUGCCAAUGUUUGAAAGCAUUUCUGCAGGGAGCGUGUCGUGUAAUCACUGGAACCGCAGUUGUGCUUUGCAAAAACUUCAACACUAAGCUGUGGAGAGGCAGUUGUGACUGCAAGAAAAUAAAGAGAAGCUCUGCUGUUUUGUGAAUAUAGCGUGUUUCAUAUUUCUUGUGCUUCUGGACCUCGGGAGUGGAUAGAAAUUUAUUUUUGGUUGUGUUUCAAUGCAGAUGUUUUAGUAUGUUAGCAGAGGAGAUCUUUAUGUGCAAGAAUAUAUUAUUUUUUGAUAAUGAAUUGUGUGACACCUGGCCAAUUCUGCAUCUCACUCUUAACACCAGAUCCGCUUCCCUGUCUCCAUCCAAAACUAUCACUAUCAUUAUACCCCCCUCCUCCCCCCCCCUCUCUCUCUCACUCUUACACCCCCCUCUCCCCCCUGCCCCCUGGGAUAAACUUUGUAGUCCAUUGUAUUCAUUCUUACUGGACUCUCUUUUGCCAGAAGAGAGGUACAAUAGGAAAUGGUAUUGAUAAUUAAUGAUAAGAAGCAGUUACAUGUAUCCUACUGUUUUACUGUUUGUAAUACAAAAAUAUUUGCCUCUCAUUUGUCGUUGAUAUUGACAAACUAGAGAAAAUAAGUCCUGGAGUGUAUGAUGGCAUUGUAUAAUUUCUUGUUACAUAAGUGACCAAAAGUUAAAUGGGUAAUUAUGUGUAGGCAGUUAAACGUUUAUCUGUAUAUAUUGUAAAAUAAGUACUUGAGGUUAUAGAACACUGAUUAUGGAUCUCAGUAAUCACUUUUGGCCUAAACCAUUGCAUGACAUUCAUCUCAGAGUGUUCCAAACUGUUGUGAUGGCCAUUCUGAAUUUUGUCCUUGUCGUCCCCACUUCCAGUAUCAGAUAAGCCAAGCUCCUGCAACAUUGAUAUUUUUCAUUUGGACAAGCCCAAAAUAUAUUUGUUGGUUUUUCGGAAGCAUAUUUUUAUAUUUCUCUGUACCAUUGUAGGUUGUUAAAUAAUAUUACAAUUAAUAAUAUAUUAUGCUUAGGACAACAAAUUGAUGACCUUCCUUCAAGUUGAUGCAGAUCUUUUAUUGGUACAUUUAGUGUUGCUGUGUGUCACUGAAAUGUGCUUUGCUAUAGGAAAAAGAAAUACAAAUGUUUUGCAUUUUAUUGUAAGUUUUUGGAUCAUCUUGUCUUCCUCAGUUUCUAAAGCAAAUGCCUUUAAAAUUUUCACAAUUUUUUAUACUGAAUAUUCCAUAUAUUGCAUUUACCUCGGUUUAUAGCCACAGUGCCUCUGAUGGUGAAUGGAGCCGUGUAAAUAUUGUGUAAACAGAAACAAUGACUUUUUUUUGCUUUGUUUGUAACUGUGCAACUGGUGUGAAACUCAGCAUCCCAAAUGGCUGCUGGGGAUUUCAUCAGGGCCAAAGUCCCAAGUAUCAGGAAAAUGGGGGUUGAUCAGUAACAACUGUUCCAUGAUGUGAUGUGCCAUUUUCAAUGGAGUGACUAUUGACUAUAUAUAUAAAUACUUUGUACUGUUUAGUGAUGGUUGCUUGAGUGUGACACAGUGUGGCGAAAAUGAUUUCACUGUGUUUGUUUCAAAUAAAGUCCUUGUUUUCCUUUUUUUUUUUUUUUUUGCAAUAAAUUGGUGACAGUUGUUUGGAGAGCAUAAUUUACAGGGUUAGAAAUUGCUGUAUAAACAAUCACUGUUAUUGCACAAAGUGAAGACAACCUCAUUAAACUAAACACAUUAUUGUCCAUGUUUUCACCUGUAUUUUCUGGGCCACUGCAAUAUUAAUGCAUUGAGUAUUAUACGCAUCAGAAUUUAUUUAUUUACACCAGUUGCAAAGCACUCCUUUUUUCUGUUGGGCACAAUAUGCUACCCUGUUUAAAUGGGAGAAAUCUAAAAAUUCAGCCAUUAAUUUCAGUUAUCUGUUAAUUGUAAAUGAUGUGUGGUGUCCACUUUCUGUUCAAGUUAAUUCUUUGUGUCAUUAUUGUAUUUCCUAUACCUAAGAUGUGUGGGAGAUACAGAUAUUUUGUAAGUGCUUCGUCAUAAUAUUUUGCUCAAGUUCUUUUUUGGUUGAACUGCAGUGGAAAUCUUACCUAAGAGAUCAUCUAACAACCCACUCCUGUAGAUGUAUAAUGUUAUUUUUUGAUGCCAGUUUUUUCAGUUACAGAAGGUUAAUAGCAGAUAUGUCAUCUAAAAUAUAAUGAAAUUUAAAAUAAAUCAGCAAACCCGUUGUUGAAGGGGGGUAAGAAUCCAUCUUACCUUCGGAUAGUUUGGAAUAGUUUUCAACUUCCUGAAGGGAAUUUCUGCUGCAGUUCGGUAGGUAGCAAUCUUAACCACAUAGAUGGAUUUACAGCAGUCCGAGUAAAAUUUCUCUUUGAGGGAAUACUAAGACAUUUGUAUUCAGUGUGUCUGCACUUGUCACUGCUGAAGAUCUAUCAAGGGGCUCGAUAAAAGAAUUACCAAGCUCUCUCGGCAGUUGUCAGUUUAUGUUAUACUAAACCCAUUGUUGUGUCCUGUUUGCAUGAGUGGGCUUUGGAUUGAGCUGUUACUGUGAUAUGCCUCAACCCUAGAAUUUAUUGCUUUUGUUAUUAGAAAAAUUAUUUGAAACUAAAUUGCCGGCCAGGGUGGCCGCGCAGUUCUAGGCGCUACAGUCUGGAACCGCGCGACCGCUACGGUCGUAGGUUCGAAUCCUGCCUCGGGCAUGGAUGUGUGUGAUGUCCUUAGGUUAGUUAAGUUUAAGUAGUUCUAAGUUCUAGGGGACUGAAUACCUCAGAAGCUAAGUCCCAUAGUGCUCAGAGCCAUUUGAACCAUUUGAAACUAAUUUAGACUAGUAUGACAGCGUGUUUUUUUUUUUACAGAUACUCCGAAAAUACGACACCAAAUAUAGUGUUUCAGCUUUAUCAGCAUUUCUGCUGAGACUUAUUGCACAAUAUUUUAUUGACGUUAUAAACAAAGGAAAGUUGGCUGAGGAACUUUUGUGAAAUACUUUUAAUAAUGAUCCUCUUAUCAUGUGGAAUGAUAUAAUGUAUGUUAUUUUUAAUUUUUUUUGUAUAUGAAUGGUUGUGUAUCCAUUUCCUUGUGUGAUAAGGAUAACAAUUUGUGUAUGCCAUUUUAUUUUACUUUAAAGUGUGAGUGUGUGUGUGUCUGUGUCUGUGAGAGAGAGAAAGAUUAAAGGUCUUUUUUAACUUAUUUAUUGAAGUGGGUGCUGUGUAUUAUAUACACACAUUAUGAACAGAGAUGCGUUUUAGAAGAAACAUAGUGUAUAUGAAUGAAAGUGUAUGUAACUAGUUUUUUAUACUUGAUACAGUAAUAAUUUGUAUAUGGAGAACAAUUUUUCACAGGAUGCCUUAACUGUCAGACUGAAUACUAAAUAUUAAAUGACUUAAAAAAGAUUCCUUUUUAUACCAUUGCAUAUUAGACAGUUGAAUAGUAUACGUGAAAGAAUACAUUUAAAAGUUGUAUAGUAUUUUGAACUGUUAUUUAUGGCUGUGUAAAAUCAAAGUCUCCAAGAGGAGCUGUAUAAAGAUCUUGGCGAUUGUAUUGUCCAGCUUUUCAUAAACUGCAUAUGUUCGAUGUUGUCACAUAAACAAAAUAAUAAUGCCUUGUGUGAGAAUAUGUACAGAAUGGAAUUGCUUUUCAAUUUGUAUAUAACAAUAAUACUAAUUACACUACAUGGAAAUUUCUGUAUUCUAUGCUGUUAACAGUUCCCUUCUUGUGUCACACUAACAGAAAAAUUCAAACACUUCUGCAGUCUUGUACUGUCAUUAUGUCACUGCAUUUGGUCAUGUAAUUUUUUUUAGGUCUCUUCAAAAAGGACCUUUUCCAGGAAAUUUGAUGGCAGUCGAAUAGUAAUCAAAACUACAAAAUUUAUGAUUACACGUUACUGUUCCUUAUAUUCAUAUUUUCUGUGAAAUAUCUACCUCAUGCAUUGAUUAUUUUCACUGCGUAAGUGACUUCUUUCAAAUCAUAAAUUGAAAUAAAGAUAGUGUGUGGAAAAUUUUAUUUUAGCAUAAACAUUGUGUUUUUAAUAACAGUUGUAGCUUCCAGAGGGAUUGUGGGUGCAUUGUUUCAAGGUUUAUUUGAUAGUUUGAGGAAUACACAAUCAUAAAUGGUAAAUUUUUAUUUGGUUGCUUUGUAUUGUUAUAUCUCUAUAUACGUAAAUUUUCUUCUUUUCUCCUAUUCAGCACAGAUCUCAAAACUUGUAGCAUACUGUAUGAAUGUGUGCCUCAUCAUAAUCUGGUAAAUCUAUUUAACUCCUGUUUUCAGUGUGUUUUGUUACUUUAUCAUCCCUGAUGCUCACAGGCUGAGAAGUAAGAGGCAGCUUGAGCCCGAGUAUACCAUUGAUAUAUAAUGGGAGUAACUUUCACUAAAUUACAUAGCUUCGAUUUUGCUAUCCAAUUCCAGUUGCAUCACUGUCUUCGGUAACUCUUUCAUGGCUGUCCAUAUGAUGUACAAGCUCAUUUUUCUUGUUUACAAUGGUUCCUAAUUCAUCUAACAACAGAUUUUCACACAACUUCCAUUUUUCAUUUUUCUGACAGUCUUCAGUGACCAGUAUACUGCGAACUUCUCUGUUUGAUAGCUGAAGUAUUCCUUCUAAACCAUGCUCUUUGUCAAGGAUAUUCAGCUGCAAAUGUCUCAUCAAUGCAUUUACUUGUUGGCUAUGUGAACAUUUAGACAUAAACAUGUCUUCUCUCCUCCUAUAGUUACCACUUCCGUUGCCUUUCAUAUAUUUUUUAAAGCAAUUCAGCCUGUUUAUGUAUUUUUUCUGCUCUCAUUUGAAGGUUUCGUGUUAAUUUUGGCUGUAGUUGUUUAUAUUAUCAGUAGUCUCUAAAAUCUUUGUAGGACUUCUUGUUGGGCUCAACUGUUAUGCUCAGCCUUAUGUUCUAGCAAUAGUACUGGAGAUGAUGCUUUUAUUCUCUUCAAGGAUCAUGACAAGACAUUCUGGUCACCAGUCUUUUCCAUUCUGCCUGGAAGUUCUACUGUCACCAACAUUUGUGACUUUACUGCGUAACUCAAUUGGCAAAGUAGGAACAACACCUGCCCUCACUUGAGCAGUAAGGUUUUGCACACUGUCUGGUAACUGUUGCUGCCUCUCCUCUUCAUCCUCUACUGGUUACUGAAAUGCUAGUUGGAUUUAAGUCUCAUGAAUUAUUACUCCUCUCUCUCUUAAAUUUGCCCUUAGUAGGAAACCAUACUAUUCAAAUUAUGCUCUGUGAGUUGGCAAGAAUUUUCUCUUUUACAUCUCUUAAUGACGUCUGAGAUUUUUCUGAAUUGUUUCUAGAGUCACUGGACAUGAACAGUAAUUAGAGCCUGAAUAAAGAGUUCUGCCAAUGCAUCUUUGGUUGAAAGAACCACACUUUUGCUGCCUUAAUUUACACCGAUUCCUUCUAAAUAAACUGAAGCAGGUGUGAAACAAAUGCACACUCAGAAGUUACACAGAAAUAAUCAUUCAACCUGUGACCCACCUUGACCACGCUAGAGGUAAAACUUUAAAUUUCUGCACACUGUAUGGAGUCACACUUCCACAGCCAUUUAAAAUAUAAUAAAUUAACUACCAACAGUAUCAGAUCACCCACAAAUACAGCAUUUCUCUUUGUUUGUUGUGCCCACUGUUUCACAGCACUGAAACAUAACAUUAGGGUGUAAACUUCUGAUUCUAAAUUCAUAUUUUAUAAGCUCUCAAAGACUGUGUUUGCAUCUCUGUCCACAUUUAUAUCCUGCAAACCACUGGGAAGUGCAUGGCAUGUUGUACAAGUAUUAUAUAUGUAUGUCACUACCCUGUUCUGUUUGUGAAUGUUUGUUUACAUUCAUACAUAUCCUAAUAUCUCUGAUUUUAAUAUUUUGUAGGUGAGACUACCAUAUUCUCACAGUUAGAUCCAAAGGCUUUUCCAGUUGUCAUUGUGGACGAUAGCUCACAUAGUCGAUUAAGUGUGCUUCUGCCUAGAUGUGAAUAUUGUUUGCAGCAUUAAAGAAUAUCCUUUAAGAGCUUGAUGUUUCUGGACAAUUGCAAAAUGUCUGAAACAAAUGGAAGUCCCUUGUAAAUUGACAAUUCAGUAAUUGAGUGACUCUCGUUUUGAAGUCCUCUUAACCUGCACUUGUAUCAUGAGAUUCACAUUUGUAUGUUUGCACUGACUGUUUUGCCAUCUCUGCCCUGCUUCUUUCGUACAUGCUAUUUCAAACAAUUUGAUAGCCAACUAUUCCUGUGCUUUACAUAAUGAAGGAGCAUUUCCCCACUCAGCAGCACUCACACUAAAGGAAAAGAGGAGGAGGAGGAAGAAGAAAUGGAUUUUCUUGUCUCGGAUGUCUUGUGUGGCCAAGCUUUACACAGUCACUGCAUAGGUAUUGUUCCCAUCACUGGAUAUGAGCUCUCCCUCCCAACUGAAAUAGUUCUCAAGUUUAACCUGCCUUCUAAAAGUCUGUUGCUGAACUGAAAUUGAGUAGCUCAUUUACUGCUCUGUUCAUUCUUCAAAGAAGACACAUUUCAUAGCAAAGAAACCUGUCAUCAUGGCACGGACGCUCAUACACAGGGGCAGGUGGGUCCCCGCGUUCCUCCCUGCCUCUCAGAGAAAGGAAAAAAUAUAGUGAAGUGAGGUCUUUUUCUUUCAGGAGAUUGAUUUCAAAGUCAGUAUUACAUAGUUUUUUAACAGCCUUGGAACUGGAUCUUUUUUGUGGAUACUUAUAAGUCACCAUUUGUGUUCCAAAGUAUAGAAAAUACUCCAUACCACCAGGUCUUGGAUCCCCCUAUGAACACUUGUAAGAACGCCCUUGCAUCGUGGAAUUGUGCUUGGUUUCCUGUUAGGCAUCUCUGUAGGUGAGUCACACCCACUAAUUAAUGCCGUACACUGCCUUUGUUACCCUGAUAGUCAACUCCCAGUUUUUCUCAUUCUUUCAAUUUCCCUUUCUUUUCUCGCAAUAAUCUGUGCUUCACCUUUCAUUUUGCCGUUCAUCGCCUUCAGUGACAUUCACGUUACCCUUAACCAUUUACCCUUAACCAUUUCUCGCCUACUGUUUGUCUUUAGAUACGAUAACCAUUCGAGCCGGUACUUCCUGUGUUCGCACUUAGACGACUGGUAGUAGUUUUACAUGGCUGGAGGUAUGGGAAUUUGGAAUUUUAUUUUAACUUACUCUAGUGCACGAAUUAUUUGAUGAAAAUUAGUGCAGUUUUUGAGAAUUGUUAAUAACAGGAAUCUGUUAAUUUGAAAUGUGCAUAUUCAUUUUGAGUGACCUUUUAGUCUGUUAUUCCUUGAAGCAAUCUUUGAAACAAAUUUCUAUGCCACAAUCUUAUCCCGUGAGUUUCUAGCAGAUCCACUAGGAGAGAGUGCCUGAAAUUUUAAUGGACACCCUCUACUUUGUCAGUGGAAUGGCCAAUAAACAAUAAAUGUAUUGUGCAUUGAAAUAUUUAGCAGCAUUCAAAAUAUUUUCACCUCUCACCUGUCUUUUUGUUUCUGUACCGACACUUUACCUUUCUUCCCAUUUGCUCAGUUUCUGACAAAGUACUUAAUAAUAUGUCACCUCAGAUUUCCUUACUCCUGUGGCUAACAGGUGGCAGUGCAAUAGAGUUUUAUCUGCGAGAUUCGAACCGCACAUACAUGGUUGGUAUGCGACUGUAUACGUGAGAGGGUGAGUAUCCUCUGCUCGCCUCGCUCUCUGUGCAUCCGUUGUUGAGCUUAGUACAAAGGAUAGAGAGCACUUCCUCCUCCCCUCAGACUCGAUCCCUACCUCAGCCUACUCUUCCGAGAGUUCAUUGACUCACAUGGUUCCUAGGUUUGCUCGUCACCCUCAUUGUCUCCCAGACUCAUCUGGUGCUCAUUUUGGUCAUUUAUAUCCAGGUGGCCACAAAUUUUCCACCUUUGCAGUCUGAUGUCUCUAGAUACCAUCCUUAUUCUCUUGUGGUAUUCUUCCUUUUGGAUUGCAUCCCACCCUUCACCACCAUGUUAAAUAAAAGUAACUGAUUAUUUUAUCCUUUUCCUUUUUGUAUCCAUUCGUGUUGGAUAGUAUUGGCUUUGUCCAGCAUCUCAGCACACAAAAAAUAACAGAUAUAUGUGCAUGCAGAAGGUAUCAGUUCUCUAAAUGUUUUGCAGUUGCUUGUGUUAGGUGGUAGUGCAGUAUUUUUCCUAUUUUAUUACCUGUAGAAUUAUAUAUGUGAGCCUGGAUUCACGUAUAUUACCUCUGGUGUCAUUUCAACUGCUGUUUCCUUUCCACUCCUGAUGCGCUACACUUGUUUCAUAUAAACCAUAUUCACUGUAUUAUUUGGCUCUACUACUUAAGUCAAGCAAUUUUUGAACAAACUGUCAUAGAGCUCUACUUUGUGCUAAAAUGAUAUUUAUUUUUGUCGCUACAUCCAGAAAGAAAAACUCCCUCCCCCCUUUUCCCCCCCUCAUUUUCAUACUGUAUGGCCAUUGUUUCUGUUGUGUUCAGUCAUCUUGAGUUCAUGCCUUCAAGCAGCUUCCCCUUUCCCCGUUUUCUGUCUUACAGCUUUUAUAAACCACUUAUCCACCACUACAUUGUUCAUACCAAUUCAGAGGAAGUGCAGAUCACUGAAAUGCACUAUGUCUAUGUAAAAUAAUUAUUUUUAUUAACAUCCAUAUUAUUGUUUUUCUAUCAGUGACUGUCAAAAUAGUUGUGUAAUUUGUUAAAGUAUGAGCUUAUAUUGUGAUUCAUCAUUGCUUUUGUAUAUUACACAAUUACUAUUUAUCCAUAAAUAGUAGCAACUGUUUUGUUUCAUCAUUCUGGUGGACACUCACUCCCUUGGCUCAACUGUCUUGUCACCAUGGUUUGUCCUCCACUAUGUAUCUUACUUUAUUCCCAGUGCUCUAAUUCCGGUUCAUGUGCUGUUGAAAGAAAACUUAAUUCCUCCUGGAUGCUGUGCCUCUUGACUGCAUACAUUCAUGAAUCUUUUUUUUUUUUCUUCAUUGCUGUGGUUGGCCUAUAAUUUUAAUACUUAUGUUGCUGGCAUUUUGUUAGUGUUGCUAGUGUUAUACUGUCUGCAGUAUAAAGCAUGCAGAAAAAUAGGGAACUGUAAACAGUAAUUUUGUUGCCUAACCAGUAUGUUGUAAUGUCUAAUACAAUGUGCAUACUGCAGGGCUCAUAUUGUCCCUAAGAAUACUGAACUGGGAAGAUGAAAUGCUUUAUGUAAGCUGUUGUAAACACUGUGAUAAUAAAAUUAUUAAGUCUCA